AUGAGUUUCAAGAAUGCAUUUCAACCAAUUAUUAAUAAUCCAGAAAAGCAUGAUUCAGUACUAUAUUAUGACGAAAAUGUAAUUAUUAUUAAAGAUAUGUUUCCUAAAUCUGUUAGACAUUUAUUGGUCAUUCCGCGUCAUCAACAAGUAACUAAAAAACAUCCUUUAGAUGUAUUUAACGCAUUUUAUAAUGAUUUUACAGGAGAAGAAUUAUAUGAAAUGAUUGAAAAAUAUGUUGAACAAGCUAAAGAUUUAAUUAUUGACAACCUUAAGGAGAAAUUAGACAUGAAAGAUGAAAUUAUUUUACAAGAUUUUAAAACAAAUUUCAUAAAAGCUGGGGUACAUUCAAUACCAUCAUUAGAUAAUUUUCAUAUUCAUGUCAUUACACAAGAUUUUAAUUCACCAAGAAUGAAAAAUAAAAAACAUUAUAAUUCAUUUACUACAAAAUUCUUUGUACCAUUUGAUCAAUUAAAUCCUUUAUAUAAUGAAAAAUAUUAUCAAUUAACCAACAAAGAUAAUGAAAGUUAUGAUUCACAAUCUGACGUUUCUUCAUCAUCUUCGGAAACUGAAAAACCAGAUUUUAUAAGACUUAUUAGAUCCAAACCAGUGCUAGAAAAUUUAAUUAAAUCAACAUCAUUUAAAUGCACAAGUUGUAAUAAAACGUUUGGCAAUUCCGUUAUUAAAUUGAAAGAUCAUUUAAAUGAAGAAUUUGAAAAGAAAUUUAGUACGUUGGGAGACACUAAAUUGAUUAAAAUUAAUGAUAUAUAA
Molecule: messenger RNA, 768 nt
Organism: Lodderomyces jiufengensis
Lineage: Eukaryota; Fungi; Ascomycota; Pichiomycetes; Serinales; Debaryomycetaceae
Exons: 1
Coding region: 1-768 (255 amino acids)
Biological process (GO): double-strand break repair; single strand break repair
Cellular component (GO): nucleus
Molecular function (GO): single-strand break-containing DNA binding; single-stranded DNA binding; DNA 5'-adenosine monophosphate hydrolase activity
Source: RefSeq, a predicted model, not a curated record